AUGCAUUAUCCUAGUAUUGCUCAGCCGACAGCUAUCGGAACAUGGCCGAAUCCCUACCCGGUCAGCACUCAACAGCAAGCAAUACCAACUGUAUAUUAUCAAAUGCCCACAACAACGGUUCCCAUCAUAACAAAACCUGAAGUUCUUGUUUCACAACAACAAAUACCUACUGUUUACUAUCAAACGCCGUCACUUAAUUUUCCUUCUAAUCCACCUACGAUAAGUUCUCAAGUCAAUAUACCACAGCAACAGCCUCAGACUACUUCGACAACAACAAUAAAAACAACUCGAACUCUUCAUCCAACAGCAGACAGCAAUACAGUUGCCGAAGAAACAAGUACUACAUCCACUGUUACUAAACCUGAAAUACCGGCAACACAAGCAUUUGUUACUUCAGCAAGUGCAAGUGUUCCACAAGUAACAACAAGUAGACGUCCACCAACAGUUGAAACGACUACGACUGAUGAAAGACCACAAAUUCGAACUCGUCGUCUUCGCACUCUUUCAACAUCAACUUGUUCCGAUAGUUCGACAACUUUUUCACAGUCUACAAUUACCCCGCAGCCUCAAAAUAUACUCCAGCCGACUGUUCUUCCACCGCAAAUACCUAUUCAAACAGCAAACAUUGCGCCUAUGCGUCGUGUAAUACAUCAUGCACAUCAUCCGCCACGUACACCUAGCGGUUAUUAUUCAUCGGACCUUGACUAUGGAAAACGACGAGUUUACAAAACAGAUUAUAAAUAUCGUCAUUAUUAUUGUUGCAAUUGGUGUAAAGGUCGUUGCGAUUUACGUAAUCGUUCGUAUGGUUGUUGUGAAUGGUUUUAUGGAUGCCCUCUAUGGGGAUUGAUUUUCUGUGGAUUAGUGUUUCUUGGAUUGCUCGUACUAUUUUUUACUCUAUUUGGUUUACAACCAUCGAUUAAUUCCGCACGUCGUUCUGACACGGCCCAAACAGUUUUAUUGAAUCGUACAGAAAUCAUUUAUGGAUUUUACAAACUCUGUGGUUACCAAAUCAAUGCUGCAUCAGGUACACCAACCACACUUAUUCUAUGUAAUACUACCGCAACAACAUCAACUGCACGCAUACAAUUGUCACCAUUCUAUACUGUAAUAAGUGGAACAAAUAGUUAUUCUUUUAGUAAAAUAGUCAUUUUUCUUUUGAUACUUAUUCUUUUUGAACGUUUCCGCAUUUAA
This is a messenger RNA of Rotaria socialis, 1191 nucleotides long. The record is from the annotation of a GenBank genome assembly. Lineage: Eukaryota; Metazoa; Rotifera; Eurotatoria; Philodinida; Philodinidae.